Molecule: messenger RNA, 510 nt
Organism: Rotaria sordida
Lineage: Eukaryota; Metazoa; Rotifera; Eurotatoria; Philodinida; Philodinidae
Source: the annotation of a GenBank genome assembly
GUAUACAUAUAUAUCAGUAUUAAUCUAUUUAUUCCACUUUAGAUACGCAAGGUUUUACGAGUGCGAAGACAAUUCGAGGAUGUAACAGUUUCAAGUGUUAUAGUUACAUCAGAAGCUAAUGGACGAGAAAAACGUCUUUCACUUGCAAAACGUCAAUUAAAUUCAACAGUUGUCUUAGCUGUUAAGUUCGUCAUCUUCUUUGCUAAUACAUGUGACUAUGGAUGUCAACUAAACGUUGGCCAUAUAUUUAAAUCUCUACUUGAAAAUAAUUUGCCAUCUGCUUUAUUUCUCAUUAAUGUUCCAAUUCUUAAUAAAAAUGGAGAACUGAUUGCAACGAUAUCCUCAAUUCCUAUUAUUGGAGUUUUAUCAAUUACAAAUAUAUAUCCUGGAAGGUAUCCUUUCGUUGCACCAACAUUACGCCCAACGAUUACUGUAACAAAAGCAACAAAACGAACAACAAAAACAACAAUAACAACAACAACACCUGUACGAUCAGUCAACAUGGGAUAA